AUGGGCGCCGGUGCCUCCGUCCAGUCGCUGCCCGCUACCCACGUGAAGGCAGCAACGGAAGCCGAUGUUGCCUGUGUCGUGUCCGAUCUGUCUGCCGAGGAGCGCCAGAAGCUGCAGAAGGCAUUGGCCAUGCUGGAGGGGGAGGGAAGCCGUGAACCGAAAACCUCGCCCUAUCCAUCCUUGUUGGGUUCCACGCGACUACCACAGCUUGAUGCUGGGAUGAGCAAGGGUGGCUACAGCAAACAUCCGAACGUCGACAUGAGGCAGUGA
Messenger RNA from Symbiodinium pilosum, 270 nucleotides. NCBI's taxonomy places the organism in Eukaryota, Dinophyceae, Suessiales, Symbiodiniaceae. The record is from the annotation of a GenBank genome assembly.